This is a messenger RNA of Nerophis lumbriciformis (worm pipefish), 912 nucleotides long. NCBI's taxonomy places the organism in Eukaryota, Metazoa, Chordata, Actinopteri, Syngnathiformes, Syngnathidae. The record is from RefSeq and is a predicted model, not a curated record.
AUGACGGCCAGUCCGGAGCAGCUGGCUGCGGUGGGUUCCGUUCUGGUGGACCCCCGUCAGGACCUGACCCGCAGGUUCCGUGCUCUCUUCACCCUCAAGAACCUCGGAGGUGCUGAGGCGGUGGAGUGGAUCAGCAAAGCGUUUGCGGAUGACUCGGCGCUGCUCAAACACGAGCUGGCUUACUGUUUGGGGCAAAUGCAGGACACCCGCGCCAUCCCCGUCCUCAGCGACGUGCUCGCCGACACGCGACAGGAUCCCAUGGUACGCCACGAAGCGGGGGAAGCGCUAGGAGCCAUCGGGGAUCCUUCGGUUCUGGACCUGCUCAAGUCCUACAGCCAGGAUCCUGUUGUUGAAGUAGCGGAGACGUGCCAGCUGGCCGUGCGCCGCCUGGAGUGGCUGGCGAGCGGGGGCGCCGACGGGGGCCCGUACGAUUCGGUGGACCCGGCGCCACCCGCGCCCCGCAGCAGCGUGGCCGAGCUGCGCGCCGUCCUGCUGGACGAGAGCCUGCCGCUUUUCCAACGCUACGGGGCCAUGUUCGCUCUGCGUAACCUCGGCGGCAAGGAGGCGGUGCUCGCGCUGGGAGAUGGGCUCCAGUGUUCAGGCGCCUUGUUCCGCCACGAGAUCGGCUACGUGCUGGGCCAGAUGCAGGACCCGGCGGCGGUCCCGGCCCUACGCGCCGUCCUGGAGCGCGGCGGCGACGAGAGCGCCAUGGUGCGACACGAGGCGGCCGAGGCCCUGGGCGCCAUCGGCCGCGACGAGUGUCUGGACGUGCUGCGGCGCUACCGCGACGACGCCCAGCGCGUGGUUAAGGAGAGCUGCGAAGUGGCUUUGGACAUGCUGGACUACCAAAACGGCCCGCAGUUCCAGUACGCCGACACGCUGGUGGCGAUUCAAGGAGAGGCCGCCAGUUAA